Molecule: messenger RNA, 1706 nt
Organism: Camelina sativa (false flax)
Lineage: Eukaryota; Viridiplantae; Streptophyta; Magnoliopsida; Brassicales; Brassicaceae
Cellular component (GO): cytoplasm
Source: RefSeq, a predicted model, not a curated record
UCUCUCUCUCUCUCUGCUAUUUUCAAAGGGUUUUAGGGAUUUAGGGAUUGUCGUCAAAAAUGGCUACCAGAUUCCUCAUAUCGCGACCUGGAACAGUAUCUUCCUCUCGGAGUUUUCUCACUCCUCGCCUCUUUGGUUUCCUCAAUAGCUUCACUUCCUUAAUAUCGGUUUCACCUCCAUCGAAGCCAUUCCUCAAAUCGUUUUCCUCAGUGCAAGAUGUCGCAGACCAGGAUACUCGCAUUCCCGCCACAGUUAUCACCGGAUUCCUCGGUUCUGGAAAGACAACUCUGUUAAAUCAUAUUUUGACUUCAAAUCAUGGGAAGCGUAUAGCAGUCAUAGAAAAUGAGUUUGGGGAGGUUGAUAUCGAUGGAUCUCUGGUUGCGAGCCACUCUUCAUCCUCUGAUGAUAUUAUCAUGGUCAACAAUGGUUGCUUAUGCUGCACUGUUCGUGGAGAUUUAGUCAAAAUGCUUCUUGAUUUGGUUAAAAAUAAACGAGACAGAUUUGACCAUAUUGUCAUCGAAACUACAGGGCUUGCGAAACCUGGUCCUGUCAUUGAAACGUUCUGUAGUGAUGAUUUGCUUCCGAGAUAUAUAAAGUUAGAUGGUGUUGUUACACUUGUUGACUCUAAACACGCCAUGCGGCAUUUGAAUGAAGUGAAACCGAGAUUUGUUGUGAAUGAGGCAGUUGAACAGAUUGCUUAUGCAGAUCGUAUAGUUUUGAAUAAGAUUGAUUUGGUAUCCGAGCCUGAGUUGGAGCACUUAACUAAAAGAAUCAAGCAAAUCAACUCUAUGGCACCCAUCAAACACACUAAAUUCGGAGAUGUUGAUAUGGAUUUUGUCUUAGGGAUUGGAGGUUAUGAUCUUGAGAGAAUUGAUUCAGAAGUCAAUGCAGAUGGCUUGAGUUGUGCAGAGGAUCAUGACCAUCAUCACCACCAAUGCAGUCAUGGAAAGCACAAAGAACAUCAACAUGAUCAUGUUCAUGACUCUGCUGUCACAAGUGUUAGCAUAGUGUCCGAAGGAAUUCUUGAUCUUGAUGAGGUUGACGAUUGGUUAGAAAGAUUAAUCGAAGAAAAAGGUGAUGAUUUGUACAGAAUGAAAGGUGUUCUCUCCAUCGAGAGCUCUGAUCAACGUUAUAUUUUCCAGGGAGUCCAUUCGACGUUAGACGGAUGCCCAGGCAAAUCAUGGGGACCCGAAGAGAAGCGGAUAAACAAACUUGUGUUUAUUGGAAGAAACUUAGAUGAGACCAUUCUCAGGAAAGGCUUUAAAGGUUGUCUAUUAUAAAAAGAAAAGAAGAACUCAGAAGCAGGGUCCAUCUUUUGAUUCUAAUCUUCUACAGAUAACACAUCUUAGUUGAUAGAGAGUACACAGACGUACUUAAAACAUGGAAUGGCGUUUAGCUAGCAGGUUAUGCCAAAACGUACCGGGUUUCCAAAAGGCAUUGUCAGAACAUAUAAACGUGUAAUUUAUUCUCCUGUUUAAGCGACAUAGGAAUAUUUCAUGCUGGCAUCUAGGUGUCAGUAUGACAGUACUGUGUCACGGCGCUCGUUUGAGAAUCGAAAGAGUCAGUCACUACUCACUUAAUUAGUGCAAAAGAAUUCUGAGUUAUAUGUUUUGAUUCCCGCUUUUAACUUAUUCGGAGACAUAACCAUUUGUUGUUCUCCUUCAGACAAACCAAAUGGAAUGUGAUUAUUGUACAUGAGUUUGAUG